Messenger RNA from Ogataea haglerorum, 2367 nucleotides. RefSeq lists its product as uncharacterized. Gene Ontology annotation, cellular component: XPC complex; cytoplasm; nucleus. The record is from RefSeq and is a predicted model, not a curated record. Gene Ontology annotation, biological process: nucleotide-excision repair; mismatch repair. Gene Ontology annotation, molecular function: damaged DNA binding; single-stranded DNA binding. The transcript has a single exon. NCBI's taxonomy places the organism in Eukaryota, Fungi, Ascomycota, Pichiomycetes, Pichiales, Pichiaceae. Bases 1 to 2367 code for a protein of 788 amino acids.
AUGCUUGCGGAGGCGCUGCGGGAGUCGAGCGGGUCGGACACGGGCUCUGAGGGCCCGGCACGGCCACUGAAGCGGCACGGCGGGCGGCGGGGCCGCAGCGGCGAGCACGAGGCGGCCAGCGACAAGCGAGCGAAGAUCGAGCCCGCAAACGACUCUGUGAUCGAGGUUUCCGACAGAAGCUCGGUUUCGCCGCAGCCGCCGCAGACAGAAGCUGCCAGCGCCGAGACGAUUAGCGUGGACAGCGACGAGGACGAAUACAGCGAGUUUGACGAGGACUUCGAGGACGUCGAUUUAAGUGGCACGGCCCCAGAUCUCGACCGCGCGAGCCUGUCCGAGGAAAUCACCGUUUCCAUCUCGCGGCCGACGAAGCAGACGCGCAAACAGAACGUUGUGUCGGCCGACGAGCGCUUGUUCCGCAAAACGCUGCAUAUGCUGUAUUUGUUUGCGAUGGUGGCCCACGGCGUCGUGCGCAACGCCUGGUGCAGUUCGCCCGAGGUUUUGCGCGUGCUGCGCGGCCAGGUGCCGGGAAAGCUGCUUGCGGAGGUGGACGCGUACCACGAGCAGCAGCAGCGGCCAGACGUGACCAGUGCGGCCAAGUCGCGCCGUCUGCUGGACCUGCUGCGCCACCUAAUGCAGUACUGGUACCGGAGCUGGACGGUCGAGACGCGCCACCGCGGGCUGUACAGGAAGACGUGGGAGGAGAUUGCGAAGCUGUGGGAGCAGCCGGCCGUUCAGGGCGAGAACGUGACGAAGGCGCAGUUCGUCAGGCGGAUGCAGCAGCGGCGUGGGUCGCGCGACCUGGCGGCGCAGGGCUUUGUGGCGCUGCUGCGUGCGCUCGACAUCAACUGCCGGCUUGUGUUCUCGCUCCAGCCGCCAGACUUUACCAAUCUGGCUGUCCUAGCACCGUCUACCGCUUCCGGUGGCUCCUCCAAAGAAGCCAGCCCUGCUCCCAAAUCCUCGCCGCGCCGACGCAAGGCCGCGUCGCAGCACGAGCGGCUGCUUUCUGCUCUGCGAGUCAACAGGCCCGUGUACACGAAUUUCCGGCCAGAAGCACAGGACGACGUGCAGUACCCUGUUUUCUGGUGCGAGGUUUGGGACAGCGCCAGCAAACGGUUCACCAGCGUCGACCCGAUCGUCCAGCGGUACAUCGAGAACGUCGGGACGCGGUCCAGGUUCGAGUGGCCCAACAACACCACGUACGUGCUGGCCUACGACCGGCUGGGCGGCGUGCGCGACGUCACGCGGCGCUACAGCGUGCACUUCAACGCCAAGACGCGCAAGAAGCGUAUCACGAGAGAUCCGCGCGGCCAGGACUGGUACGACAAGCUUUUGCGCGGUGCCAACUCGUGGCGCCGGCUCGCGAGCAACAAAAUCGACCAGUACGAGCAGGUCGAGUUUGAGCAGCGCUCGCUCAAGGAGGGGAUGCCCAACUCGAUCCAGGACUUCGCGAACCACCCGGUGUAUGUGCUGGAGGAGCAGCUGAAGGCGAACGAGGUGCUGAAGCCCAAGAUCAGCUGCGGAACGGUCCGCAAGAAGACGAAGGCCGGAAAGGCGGGCGAGCUGGUGCCGGUAUAUCGUCGUUCGAACGUGGUCACCGUGCGGUCUGCCAAGGCCUGGUUCUUGCGGGGCAGAGUGCUCAAGAUUGGCGAACAGCCGCUCAAGGUGCGGGAGCAGCGCAAACAGCGGCCCGACGACGACGACGACGACGACGACGUCAGGCUCUAUGGAGAGCACCAGACCGAGAAGUACGUGCCGCCGCCCGUCGUGGACGGCAAGAUCCCGCGCAAUUCGUACGGCAACAUCGACCUGUACCAGCCGUGGAUGCUGCCCGAGGGGACCGCGCACGUUCCUGAGAAGCAGGCCGAGAAGGCCGCGAAAUUGCUCGAAAUCGACUACGUGCCUGCUGCCGUGGGUUUCGAAUUUGGCAGUGGUAGCAGGGGCCGCGGAGCAAGCGUCAGCGUGCGAAUUGCUGGCGUGGUUGUUCUGGCGGAGCACAAGGAGGCUGUCGAGGCGGUGUGCGAAUAUCUGAGGGAGGAGGAAGAGGAGGCAGCGCGGAGACGGCGCGAGGCCGCGGCCCUGCGUGUGUGGGCCGUGGUGCUGGCCAAGCUGCGCAUCUCCAAGCGGCUCGACAGGGAGCACGGGCUGGUGGAGGACUCGGGCGAGGACGCCCCGUCUGAAAGUGAGCACGAGUCUGCGUCAGAGGACGGCCCAGACACAGCAGGGGGGUUUGUUCCGGAAGCCGAUUCUGGCGGAUUUCUGCCCCAGGACACUGUUGCCCCGCCGACGAGCGAUUCAGGGGCCGGGAGCGACAGCAAUUCUGCCGACUACUCCGACUCCGAAGGCUACGAAUUCGAAUAUAGUGAUUAA